This is a messenger RNA of Funneliformis mosseae, 372 nucleotides long. NCBI's taxonomy places the organism in Eukaryota, Fungi, Glomeromycota, Glomeromycetes, Glomerales, Glomeraceae. The record is from the annotation of a GenBank genome assembly.
AUGACAAAUGCUUUAGAAGUUUGCGAGUGGUUAAUAAAAAGACCGGACAUAUUAUUCAUGGCAUAUCAUAUGUAUAAUGCUAUGAACACUCCUUUGGAUUCGCAAUCCAAGAUGCCACCAGACGAAGCUAUCGAAGAAAACGUCACGAAAAUCUUUAAUUAUGAUCUUUGUAGCAGCAAUGCCACAGAAGUCAUCUGCCAUUCUAAACGGGUUCUAACAGACUUUUGUAAUAAAUUUAAUUUUAAAGUUAAUACAAGAAUACUUAAAGGGACCAAUAAGACCAAACUGAAAGGAUGCGGCACUAUGGAACAGCUGAUUCUACUUGUUAGGGAGAUAGGUAAAGACAUUGCCUUAAAGAUUUCGUUAAAAUGA